Molecule: messenger RNA, 1668 nt
Organism: Hibiscus syriacus
Lineage: Eukaryota; Viridiplantae; Streptophyta; Magnoliopsida; Malvales; Malvaceae
Product: heat stress transcription factor B-2b-like
Exons: 3
Coding region: 358-1329 (323 amino acids)
Biological process (GO): regulation of transcription by RNA polymerase II
Cellular component (GO): nucleus
Molecular function (GO): RNA polymerase II cis-regulatory region sequence-specific DNA binding; DNA-binding transcription factor activity
Source: RefSeq, a predicted model, not a curated record
UUCUAAAAAGAAAUUAUUGUUUUUUUUAUUAAAUCUUUUUAUUUCCGUUUCCUUCUCGAACCCACUAUUUCUCUUAUUUUCUUUGCCUUCUCCCUUAUCAUUUACUCCACCCUGAACAUUCUAGAACUAACCACAAAACCUAACGGCCGAUCCCUCGCAGUCGACGCGCCGUCUUCUACUCCGCUCACGGCGUUGGAAUCUUUCGGUUCAACUUUGUCUGGUCGAAUGAGCUACGUUUCUUACUUCUUGUUUGGUUGCUUUGAAAUUCUCGCUUCCUUUCAGUUAAGGCACGCCGAACGAAUCUAUAUAGCCGGAGAAAUCCUGUUUUAUAGGGUUCGGUUCUUAUAGCCGAGCCACAUGACAUCAUUACCGGCCGACCAACCCGGCGAGUCCCCCGCCGUUGGCGGUACUGUUAUCGAGUCCCAACGAUCUUUACCUACUCCGUUCCUUACCAAAACCUAUCAACUUGUUGAUGAUCCUUCCAUUGAUGAGUUGAUAUCAUGGAAUGACGACGGGUCGAGUUUCAUCGUUUGGCGCCCUGCUGAGUUCGCUGGUGAUUUGCUCCCUAAAUACUUCAAACAUAAUAACUUCUCUAGCUUCGUCCGCCAACUAAACACAUAUGGUUUCAGGAAGGUAGUGCCGGAUCGAUGGGAGUUCGCUAACGAUUGUUUUCGAAGAGGCGAGAAAGGGCUUCUGCGAGACAUACAGCGCCGGAAAAUAACUGUUACCGUUGCUGCUGCUUCCGGGACGGUGACCGUUGCGGCGGUUCCUUGUACCGAAGUAUCAGCAUCACCGUCUAAUUCGGGGGAGGAGCAGGUUGUUUUGUCGAGCACGCCUCCAGUCGCCACCGCUCUACAGCGGAGCACGAGUUGCACAACGAUGCCGGAGCUUUUAGAGGAUAACGACAGGCUUAGGAAAGAAAACAUACAGCUGAACCAGGAGUUGACUCGGUUGAAGGGACUGUGUAACAGCAUAUUCGCUUUGGUGUCGAACUAUGCUUCGGGUCAGUCGGAGAAUCACCAGAGCGUGGGGGAAGGGAAGGCGUUGGAUCUUUUGCCGGCGGGGGAUCCGGCAAGAGAGAUGGAGGAUGGUGGUUCGAAGGCGGCGAUGGAGACGGAGGAUGGGGAGCAAGGGGAGGCUGGGGAGGAUGUGACGCCGAAGUUGUUCGGAGUUUCCAUUGGGGUAAAGCGAAUGAGACGAGAGGGUGAGGAGCAGGACAAUAAUCAAGUACAGCAGCUGGUUGUUGAGCCUGGUUCUGAGGUUAAAGAUGAACCAUUGGAUGGGAAGACGGAUGAUCAGGAUUCCACGUGGCUGGAGCUCGGGAAGUAAUUCACAGAUCUGUCGUUUAUACUUGCAUGUCAAUGGGUGAAAGGAGCACGGUCUCGACAGGAGCGUUUUUCGAGGAAUCACGUGAUCGGAACCCGGAACGUGGCGGUGGCGUUCUGCAAUGUGAGAUUCUUCGGAUUUGGAUCCGGGUCUAGGCAUACAAGGGAGAGAACACCGAGUAUCAAAUCGGGUUGACCCGAGAACCAUUUUCUGAUAACAAAAACGAAGGAACCGGAUGAAGUAAAAGUCAAAUUCUCGGUUUGAUCCAUUUAAGACCGAAACCUUAAUUUGUACAAUUGUGUAUUUAAAGUCUUUAUUAACAUUAGGUUGGCAGAGGUUGGA